This is a messenger RNA of Funneliformis caledonium, 147 nucleotides long. Lineage: Eukaryota; Fungi; Glomeromycota; Glomeromycetes; Glomerales; Glomeraceae. The record is from the annotation of a GenBank genome assembly.
AUGAGUAAAGAUCCUUCAGAUAAUCUGAAAGAUACCAGUACCACAUUUACGAAAAAGAUGAAAAAAUGCAAACAAAAUGAUGAACAAGCAGAUACUGAAGAAGAACUUAUUGAAAAGAAUUUAUUGAAAGAGGAUUCACUGAAAUAA